UUGAACACCUCUGCUUAAAGCCCAACUCUUCAAUGCCUCCUCGUCUGUCAUCUCAUCGGGCUUUCUCCGUCGUAGUCUGCUCAUUCGCGCAGGCCGGAAGUAGCACUCGCACAUUCUCGGCCUGCUCCAAUGCUUGCAGACAUCCCCCAAACUUUGGACGUUCACCCGGACGAAUAUCUCCUUCCCUUAAUCGUCUCGGCAAGCAGCGUGCAUUCCAUACCUCAUCGUCUUUUUCCGCACCAAAGGAUCCCUAUAAAGUGUUGGGCGUCAAGAAAAAUGCAAACGCGCCUGAGAUCAAGCAGGUAUACUUCUCACUUGCACGGAAAUACCAUCCGGACACAAACCCCGAUAAGGAUGCGCAAAAGAAGUUCGUCGAAAUCCAAGAGGCGUAUGAUAUCCUCAAGGACGAGAAGAAACGUGCUGCUUAUGAUAAAUACGGUCCUGUUUCGCAACAGCCCGGGUUUGAUCCCAACACAUUCGAACGUAGUGCUGGUGGUAGGGGGUUCGGGGCAGGCGGCUUCGGCGGUUUCCAGAACGCGGAAGAUCUCCACAGUUUCUUCGGUUCUGGUAGGACUUCUAGUGGCCAAGCAGACCUCUUUGAGCAAAUUUUCGGUGCAUUUGCCGGUGGGGCAGGACGGACACGCGCAUCCGGGUUCGCGGAGAACAUGCAGGGCAGUGAUUUAGAGGCGACCGUCGGCGUGUCCUUCAUGGACGCUUGUACGGGUACCACACGAAACAUCAUCGUCGAUGCAAUUGUGAACUGCUCCAAAUGUGGCGGGACCGGUCUUAAAGCUGGCGCUAAGCGCCAGACAUGCACGAGCUGCGGCGGUGCAGGUACAACGUCAUACGUGCUGGAUAAUGGUUUCCACAUGGCCACGACAUGUCCAAGCUGCCAUGGCGCCGGGAGCACUGUACCACGAGGAAGUCAAUGUGUGGAGUGCGCAGGCCAUGGGCGAGUCAGAAAGAAGAAACAAGUCAAAGUGGACAUACCAGCAGGUGUGGAAGACGGUAUGACAAUAAGAAUACCGGGCGCGGGCGAUGCCCCGGUAUCUGGCGCAGGCCGCCUUGGUGAUCUACUUGUUAGAGUGAAUGUUGCAACCUCCAAAGAAUUCCGGCGACAAGGAGCCAAUCUGCAUUACGAAGCUCGUAUUCCUUUGCACAUUGCACUGCUAGGAGGGAAAGUCCGUGUUCCAGCCCUUGACGGAGAUGUAGAUGUGCGUGUGCCGCGUGGAACGCAGCACGGAGAGCAAAUGGUGUUAAAGGGCGGCGGAGUUUCCUCCGUCUUCGGUGGCGGCAAAGGGGAUCUGUUCGUGACAUUUUCGGUUCAGCUACCUAGAUCACUAACGCCGCGACAACGAGAAAUCUUGCAGCAAUAUGCAGAUGAUGUGGAAGGUCGGACAAACGCUAGAGAGGAAGCUCCAAGUCAGCCUGCUGCGGAUGCAGGAUCUUCCCAGAGCCAGAAAGAGCCAGAACCUCAGGCCGAACAGGAUAAUGGUACGAGCUUCUCUACUCAUUCCUCUGCAUCCCCAGCUAGCUGGGCGUCUCGUACUUGGAAUCGAUUCAGAGAGCUCAUUGGAUUUUGAUUUGGCCAUGCUUUCACCGCUGUCGUCUUCUUUGGCGCUUUUCAAUCAUCACUACGCGUCCCCUUCGAUCGCGAUGUUUAAGAAGAGGAUCCUGGCUCGGCGCAGAGCGAUGAAGAAGGACAGAGGAAAAAGGCUGCUAGCUAGAUCUACGAUUAGCUUGGGUAUAUCACCUGCGCGGUCGCCGGUCGGAUGUCAAUAUCACGUCGGAUAAUGCAACGUUUUCACUCUAGAUAACAUACUAUGUACGUGUUGCGUCCAUCUAGCAGUAGACGACAGUAGAGCGAUGCCAUCAUUAGUAUCACAACCGUCGAGGGCUGGGCGCUCGCCGUGACCGCCUGACGAGCACUCCUGACGUUACCACCCGGGGAUUCAUUUUAUUGUACCCUCAUAUAUCAAGGGGUUAACGCUUUUAAGGUAGCUGUCAGCAAAUAGCAAAUUUAGU
Laetiporus sulphureus 93-53 is the source of this 2025-nucleotide messenger RNA. RefSeq lists its product as uncharacterized. The transcript has 6 exons. Bases 33 to 1583 code for a protein of 516 amino acids. NCBI's taxonomy places the organism in Eukaryota, Fungi, Basidiomycota, Agaricomycetes, Polyporales, Laetiporaceae. The record is from RefSeq and is a predicted model, not a curated record. Gene Ontology annotation, molecular function: heat shock protein binding; ATP binding. Gene Ontology annotation, biological process: protein folding; response to heat.